AUGAUCUUUGAGCCCCUAACCCGAGUUCCCGUCCCGUAUGUGGACAUCCUGAGCUAUCUGUUCGAGAAUCCCAAGUACAACCCUGACAAGCCCGUCUACAUCGACGUCGCCAAUCCUUCACGCUCGAUCUCACUGAACCAGGCCCGCACCAUUGUCCGCCAGCUCAUCGCCGGCCUGCGCAAAUGGGGCGUCAAAGAGGGCGACUGUGUCGCUAUCCACUCCUUCAAUGAUAUCGCAUAUCCCAUGCUCGUCCUGGCCAUCGUGGGCGCUGGCGGUAUAUUCACGGGAACCAACCCUGCGUACACAGCACACGAGAUCGCACACCACUUCCGUGCGUCCGAGACUCGGUUCGUCGUGUCCGAGCCCGAGAUCAUCGAGCCGAUCAUCGACGCCGCGAAGCAGGUCGGGAUUCCCGAUGCGAAUGUGCGCUUUUUCGACACGCAGGGCCAGAGUCUCUCCGGGGGUCGACUGUCAUGGAGGGAACUGCUCAACCACGGCGAAGAGGACUGGGUCUCCUUCAACGAUGAGCAACGGGCAAAGACAACGACUGCCGCGAGACUCUUCAGCAGCGGCACAACAGGCCUCCCCAAGGCCGUCACAAACACGCACCACAAUUUCGUCGCGCAGCAGGAACUCGUUUACGAGGUGAAUCCUCGGCCGUAUGAAGGCAACCGCGUCAUCGCAAUCCCACUCUUCCACGCCGCCGCCGCCCCAAGCACACACUUCGGCAUCCUCAAGUCCGGCAACACGACGUACAUGAUGCGCCGCUUCGACCUGCCCGUCUUCUUGUCCACAUUCGAGAAAUACAACAUCACAGACCUGGGUCUCGUCCCGCCCAUCGCCAUCGCCGUGCUCAUGAACCAGCUCACGCACACGCGCCCGUUCCUCAAGUCCGUCAAGACGGCGACGUGCGGUGCCGCGCCAUUAGAUAAAGGCGUGCAGGCGCGCAUCCAGAAAUUACUCUCUGACGGCGCGCCUUUUACCCAGGUUUGGGGCAUGACCGAGACGACUUGCAUUGCGAUGAAUUUCCCGUAUCCUGAGGAUGACGAUACGGGGUCUGUUGGGUUGUUGAUUGCGAAUGUCGAGGCGAAGCUGGUCAACGACGCAGGCGAGAACAUCUCGGCAUUCGACACACGCGGGGAACUCUGCGUGCGCGGUCCCACAGUUACACCGGGCUACUUCAACAACCCCAAAGCCAACGCCGAGUCCUUCGAUGCAGACGGGUGGUUCCACACGGGCGACAUCGCGUACUGCGCCGCGGGCACGCGGAAAUGGUACAUCGUCGACCGCAAGAAGGAGCUGAUCAAGGUGCGUGGGUUCCAGGUUGCUCCGCCCGAGCUGGAGGCCGUGCUGCUGUCGCAUCCGCAGAUUGUUGAUGCGGCGGUGAUUGGGGUUGCGGAUUCGGGGGGUGAUGGGGAGUUGCCUAGGGCGUAUGUUGUCAGGAGGCCUGGGAGUGGGGAUGGGCUGACUGAGGAGGAGGUUAAGGGGUAUCUUGCGCCGAAGUUGGCUAGGUAUAAGGCGCUGGCUGGGGGUGUGAAGUUUGUCGAGGCGAUUCCGAAGAAUGCCAGUGGGAAGAUACUCAAGAGAGUGUUGAGAGAGGAGGCGGCUAAGGAGGUCGUGAAGGAGGGUCGUUCUAGACUGUAG
Molecule: messenger RNA, 1644 nt
Organism: Aspergillus versicolor CBS 583.65
Lineage: Eukaryota; Fungi; Ascomycota; Eurotiomycetes; Eurotiales; Aspergillaceae
Product: acyl--CoA ligase
Exons: 5
Coding region: 1-1644 (547 amino acids)
Biological process (GO): secondary metabolic process
Molecular function (GO): CoA-ligase activity
Source: RefSeq, a predicted model, not a curated record